This is a messenger RNA of Clarias gariepinus (North African catfish), 615 nucleotides long. Its product is annotated as hemoglobin subunit alpha-like. NCBI's taxonomy places the organism in Eukaryota, Metazoa, Chordata, Actinopteri, Siluriformes, Clariidae. Gene Ontology annotation, cellular component: haptoglobin-hemoglobin complex; hemoglobin complex; blood microparticle. The transcript is spliced from 3 exons. The record is from RefSeq and is a predicted model, not a curated record. Gene Ontology annotation, molecular function: oxygen carrier activity; heme binding; haptoglobin binding. Gene Ontology annotation, biological process: oxygen transport; hydrogen peroxide catabolic process. The coding region runs from base 102 to 533 and encodes 143 amino acids.
GUGCCUGGUAUCAGACUCAAUAAAAAGAGGCACACGGCUUCAACAUCCACAAAUUUUUUUGCGGGACAUUUUUUGAGCUGAAAACCCAGACAAGUGUCACAAUGAGUCUCACAGCUAAGGACAAGGCCGUUGUGAAGGAUCUUUGGGGAAAGAUCUCUUCCAAGGCUGAUGAGAUCGGCGCCGAGGCAUUUGGCAGGCUGCUGGAGGUCUAUCCUCAGACAAAGACCUACUUCUCUCACUGGUCUGAUCUUCAUCCCGGAUCACCCCAAGUGAAAAAGCACGGUGCCGUAAUUGCCAGGAAAAUUGGAGAAGCCGUUGCCCACAUCGACGAUCUUUGCGGAUCCCUGACCGCACUAAGCGAGCUGCAUGCUUUUAAGCUCCGUAUUGACCCUGCUAAUUUCAAGCUCCUGGCCAGGACCCUUAAGGUGACCGUGUCCAUGCUUUUCCCCGGGGACUUCACCCCUGAAGUUCAGGUGUCUUUUGACAAGUUUCUGGACAACCUGGCCUAUGCUCUGUCUGAUAAGUACCGCUAAAUGAAGUACCAGUUUCAGGAGACGUCGUUUGAUUGACAUCCAGAAAUGAUCGUGACAAUAAACAGAAUUAAACAAUACACAA